AUAAUCGCCAUAGCACAGUCGUUGCAUUUGCUUCGAGAAAAGCUUGAACUUAGUAGACAAGAUGCAUUACGGUAUCUGUUGGCUAUGUGCAGGGUUGCUAUUAAUUGCUAGUCUAGAGCUAAACGAGGCCGCACUAGGGCACGUCUUUUAUCACAACGAUGCACAUCCCGGUAAGUGCACGGUCAGUGAGACAGUUAUUCUCUCACCAGGUGAAGUGACGAUAACAUCGGGAAUUUGUGCGCGAAUUACUUGUGAAAAUGAAGAGGGUCUUGCCGAAAUUGCUAGUUGUGGGUCCCAGGCGCCAUUAGAAGGUUGCGAAUGGGGCGAUCCUAAGGAUGAGAAGGCUCCAUAUCCGGAAUGUUGUGAACGCCAACAGAUUUGCUUCUAAAAACAAAAGAAUAACGAUGGCAUCAAGUUGAUAUUCGGUUACUCAAAUAUAAAGUUUAUUUAAUAAAGUAACUUUAUUUUUAUGGUUUAUUGCAUUUACGACUUUCUAAUAUAAUUUGUGCGUAUGCAACUCGAUAUUUAAAUAAAGUGGUUUUGGAGAAAAUAAAA
This is a messenger RNA of Bactrocera latifrons, 555 nucleotides long. RefSeq lists its product as uncharacterized. Bases 62 to 388 code for a protein of 108 amino acids. The record is from RefSeq and is a predicted model, not a curated record. Lineage: Eukaryota; Metazoa; Arthropoda; Insecta; Diptera; Tephritidae. The transcript is spliced from 3 exons.